UUCUGUUUUCCCUUCAAAUCGACGAGACGACAGAUGUUACUAAUGAUGCGCAACUGUUAACAUUUGUGCGAUACGAGGACAGUGGCACUAUGUGCGAGGAAUUUCUUUUUUGCAAACCACUGCCCGGGCGAACUACCGGUGUAGAAAUAUUUAAAGCACUGGACGAUUUUUUCACGGAGCACAAUAUCUCGUGGCAGAGGUGCGUUGCAUUAUGCAGCGAUGGGGCCCGAGCCAUGAGUGGCAGCAAGACUGGACUGUUUGCGCAUGUAAGGAGGGUGGCUCCGGGGGUAAUUUGGACACACUGCCUGAUUCAUAGAGAGGCUCUCGCCUCCAAAGAUCUCAGUGUUGAGCUCAGUGGUGUGUUUGAUGUCGUUGUCAAGACGGUCAACUUCAUAAAACGAAACGCAUUGAAUACACGCCUGUUUUCAUCCCUAUGCCAUGACUUGGGAAGUGAACACAGCUCUCUCCUUUAUCAUUCAGAGGUGCGUUGGCUGUCUCGCGGCGCUGUGCUCGCCCGUGUGUUUGAACUACGCGGAGCUAUCUACGAGUUCUUGUGCGAGAAGCAUUCUGAUCUGGCUUCCAAUUUCAACGAUAGUUACUGGUUAACUAAGCUGGCGUACCUCACAGAUGUUUUUGCAGAGCUGAACAAGUUGAACAGCUCCAUGCAAGGGAGAGAUGCAAACGUCAUGCAGCUCUACGAGAAGCUCGACGCAUUUGUGAAAAAAAUGUCAAAGUGGAUCGAACGAGUGGAGAGCAAUAACUUGGCGAUGUUUCCUUCAGUUGAGGAAUACCCUGACAGCACUGACAUCAACGACACUAUAUGUGAGCAUUUGAGGAAGCUUGUGCGUCAAUUCGCAAAGUACUUCACUGAUUCGGAAGAGUGGCGCCGUGACAGCAAGUGGAUCCUGCUCCCAUUCAGUGACGAUGCAUCAGUAGGGUCAAGUCUGACGGCUGUGGAAGAGGAUAAGCUGAUUGAGAUGUCCACAGACUCUGUCAGGAGGCAUAUGUACGACACACAGCCCCUUGUUAAAUUCUGGAUAAGUUGCCAGACAGAAUUUCCACAGCUUGCUGCAAAAGCAAUGAGGUGUCUUUUGCCCUUUCCAACCACAUACCUGUGUGAGAGUGGUUUUUCUACACUGGCGUACUUAAAGAAUAAGUACAGGGAUCCAGAGAAUGACAUGAGACUGUCUCUGUCUACCAUUUCGCCACGAAUAGACAGGCUGUGUGGACUUCACCACGCCCAGAUAUCACACUGACAGCAGGUGAUUGGUGACAGGUCUGUCCUGGCUGGGUUAUAAAAGCCCUGACCAGCCAGCAGUUGAGGCUGCCUUGGUCUUCAUUUGUUGGAUUUUGGUUCUCCGGUGUUGUUGGAUUUUUGUUCUCCGUUGUUGUUUUGUCACACACCUAGACUGACUUUGCAUGACAUUUUUAGUUACUUUUCCCAAUACUGAAUUGCACAACACUUUAUUAUUCUUUAUUCUUUCUUUAAAAUAAUCUUUAAUUUAAUUUAAUUUAAUAAAUCUACUUUUAUUAUUAUAAAAUCUGCGU
Messenger RNA from Eleginops maclovinus (Patagonian blennie), 1548 nucleotides. RefSeq names its product zinc finger MYM-type protein 6-like. The transcript has 2 exons. Bases 90 to 1256 code for a protein of 388 amino acids. Lineage: Eukaryota; Metazoa; Chordata; Actinopteri; Perciformes; Eleginopidae. The record is from RefSeq and is a predicted model, not a curated record.